CGCCUAUUCCUCUGAAAAAUACACGAAGAAGAUGCAGAAAGUGUCAGCUGACUGAGUGAUGUCAUGUGAUUUCUAAGCCGUGGACGCGAAAAUGGGUCGAUCUGCUGUUGGCUUUGUUUUGCUCUUUUUGAUGGUCAUCGCCAACAAAGGGUCCUCGUCUCCACUGGCUCGAAGAGAAGUGUGGGACUAUGUGGACGUUCGAGAUGGGGCCCACAUGUUCUGGUGGCUUUACUACGCAGACAACCCGUCUUUCAAAUACCAGCAACUUCCCCUCAUCAUGUGGCUGCAGGGCGGACCAGGAGGCUCGGGAAGUGGCUUUGGCAACUUUGGGGAGAUUGGACCGCUGAAUGUCGACCUACAACCCAGAAAGAGCAGCUGGGUAAAGGCAGCCAGUGUUUUAUUCGUAGACAACCCUGUGGGGACGGGCUUUAGCUACACGGAAAGGCCAGAUUGUUACGCCACCGACAUUGACACCGUGGCUUCGGACAUGCUCAUCCUCCUCAAACAUUUCUUUGAGAAGGUGGAUGAGUUUCAGAGCAUACCGUUCUACAUAUUUUCCGAGUCGUACGGAGGAAAGAUGGCAGCCGCCAUCUCCCUUCAACUCACUAAGGCUUUGGCUCGAGGGGAUGUCAAAUGCAACUUUGCCGGUGUGGCGCUUGGAGACUCUUGGAUAUCACCAGUGGACUCCGUCAUGACGUGGGGCCCAUAUCUUUACGCUACUUCUCUGCUGGACGAUCACGGCCUGAAGGAAGUCAUGGAUGCGGCAGAGGCAGUGAAGGACGCCGUGGAGCAAAAGCAGUUCCAGAAAGCUACAGAGCUGUGGUCUGUGGCCGAGACGGUGGUGGAGCAGAACACCAACGGAGUCAACUUCUACAACAUCCUCUCACAGCAGUCAUAUGACCACUUGGCCUCAUCAGCAGGAAGGAACUUUAUAUCCCUCCAAGCCAGGCGGCACAUCCACCCCCUGCAAAGCCAAACACUCAGUGAGUUGAUGAACGGAGAAAUACGAGAGAAAUUGGGUAUUAUCCCUGACAACGUCACCUGGGGAGGUCAGGCUGAGGAGGUGUUCAGCUACAUGGCGGGAGACUUUAUGAGGCCUGUGGUCAAUGUGGUCGACGGGCUGCUGGCUGCCGGAGUCAACGUGUCUGUGUACAACGGACAGUUGGACCUGAUAGUGGACACGCUGGGUCAGGAGCUGUGGGUGCAGAAGCUGCAGUGGGCGGGGCUGCCGGGUUUUAACAAGCUGAGAUGGACGGCCUUGGAUGACCCCGCCUCUCCAGGUGUCACUGGCGCUUUUGUGAAGUCCUUUAAGAACUUUGCCUUCUAUUGGAUCCUCAAAGCAGGUCACAUGAUUCCAUCAGAUCAGGGAGCAAUGGCUUUGCAGAUGAUGAAGAUGAUCACCAAGCAAGUCUGAUGCAUCCAAUCAAGUCACCUUUUUUGUACUUUCCUUUUAAACCAAAGCAAUUCCUAAUAAAGAUGAAUGUAUUUGUUUUAUACACUA
This is a messenger RNA of Doryrhamphus excisus (bluestripe pipefish), 1501 nucleotides long. It is a transcript of the gene scpep1, whose product is annotated as serine carboxypeptidase 1. Gene Ontology annotation, biological process: proteolysis. Gene Ontology annotation, molecular function: serine-type carboxypeptidase activity. The record is from RefSeq and is a predicted model, not a curated record. NCBI's taxonomy places the organism in Eukaryota, Metazoa, Chordata, Actinopteri, Syngnathiformes, Syngnathidae.